UUCGGAGGCAUCUUCAAUCGUAGAGGACUUGGAGGCCAAGAUGUCAAGGUUACUCUCGAAGUAUCAUUCAAGGAAGCCAUUCAAGGUUGCACAAAGACCGUGACAUUUCAAGCUGCUUUACCCUGUGAAACUUGUGGUGGAACUGGUAUUCCUCCUGGAACCAAACCUGAAACAUGCGAAUCCUGUAAAGGCUCAGGAAUGAUAUUCAUGCAAAGGGGCCGCUUCAGGUUGCAAUCCACUUGUUUGAAGUGUGGUGGAACUGGGAAAACUGUCUCGAACAUCUGCAAGUCGUGCAAGGGAGAUCGAGUUGUAAGAGGAACAAAAUCGGUCAAAAUAGAUGUGCUGCCAGGGGUGGAUGAUAAUGAAACAAUGAGGAUUUAUGGAAGUGGUGGAGCGGAUCCCGAUGGCAAUCGACCUGGUGAUCUUUAUGUUACAGUCAAGGUGCGGGAAGACCCUGUGUUUCAAAGAGAAGGCCCCGACAUUCAUGUGGAUGCUGUUCUAAGCAUCACUCAGGCAGUUCUGGGAGGAACCGUUCAGGUCCCAACUCUUACUGGAGAUGUAGUUAUUAAGGUUCGGCAAGGUACCCAACCUGGCCAGAAGGUUGUUUUAAAGGGCAAAGGAAUAAAGAUGAGAAACUCUGCCUCCUAUGGGAACCAAUAUGUUCAUUUUAACGUCCACAUUCCAACGAAUCUGACACAGAGGCAGCGGACACUACUGGAAGAGUUCGUGAAAGAGGAGCAGCAGGGGGGAUAUGAUAAGGACACUACUGCUGCUGGGGCAUCCAGGUAAAUUUAAGACCAGACAGACUGCUGCUCAAGGAAUGAUUUGAGUAUCGCCUGCACAGUUGGAAUUAUGUAGGAAUGUGGGUUGAUUUGAUUGGUUUUUGUAAGAUAUGCGUCUCUUUUAUGGUCUUUAUGUAAACAAAAUCCAGAUGGAUUUCAAUCACAGAUUAUCUGACAUGGGAGCCAUGUUGGCUUAAGCCGGGGUUUCAGUUCAUUCUGGGAACUGGAACGCAUUUGUAUUAUUUGGCACAUUCCCACCAGACAACAGAAACAUGGAUCCCAUAUCAGAAACUGCUGGUGAUUGGAAAUCAGAAUCCUUCUAUGAUUUUGUCAACACAAACAGGCCCUUCUAUGGCCAUCUAUCUAGAUCAAUUGUAAUUGGGAGUUGGAAUUGUAAAUAAUCUAUUUAUAUAUCAUAAAAUGAAUGAGAUUCAAUGCGUUUAUUUGAAAUGAA
This is a messenger RNA of Magnolia sinica, 1236 nucleotides long. RefSeq names its product chaperone protein dnaJ GFA2, mitochondrial-like. NCBI's taxonomy places the organism in Eukaryota, Viridiplantae, Streptophyta, Magnoliopsida, Magnoliales, Magnoliaceae. The coding region runs from base 199 to 789 and encodes 196 amino acids. The transcript has 11 exons. Gene Ontology annotation, cellular component: cytoplasm. The record is from RefSeq and is a predicted model, not a curated record. Gene Ontology annotation, biological process: protein refolding.